Molecule: messenger RNA, 8604 nt
Organism: Xyrauchen texanus (razorback sucker)
Lineage: Eukaryota; Metazoa; Chordata; Actinopteri; Cypriniformes; Catostomidae
Product: traf2 and NCK-interacting protein kinase-like
Exons: 32
Coding region: 247-4488 (1413 amino acids)
Biological process (GO): protein phosphorylation
Molecular function (GO): protein kinase activity; ATP binding
Source: RefSeq, a predicted model, not a curated record
CACGUCCUCUCGCGAUGUGUCCUUUACCUGCAUAUAGCGCCUAAAUAACUGCAAAGGUCGGUUAUACACAUCCGGAAUCGCGGACAAUAGUGACUUCACGCUAGAAAUAUCAUCCGGGAGCUUCAUCUGGCCGGAUUGAAGUGAAUCCAGACCUGUUUGGUUUGAAUACGGAUCGCUUCAGCUUCUGUUUACAUGACAAUUCGGACAUUAUAUUGUUGAUUUCUGUUUGUGCACGCGAAGAUAAUCAUGGCGAGUGACUCUCCAGCGAGGAGCCUGGAUGAGAUCGACCUGUCUGCUCUGCGGGACCCUGCAGGCAUAUUUGAGCUGGUGGAGCUAGUGGGAAAUGGGACGUAUGGACAAGUAUAUAAGGGACGCCAUGUCAAGACGGGCCAGCUUGCUGCUAUCAAGGUCAUGGAUGUCACUGGGGAUGAGGAGGAAGAGAUCAAAGCUGAGAUCAAUAUGCUGAAGAAAUACUCCCACCAUCGGAACAUUGCCACCUACUAUGGUGCCUUCAUCAAGAAGAACCCGCCUGGCAUGGAUGACCAGCUUUGGUUGGUGAUGGAGUUUUGUGGUGCUGGAUCGGUGACAGAUCUGAUCAAAAACACAAAAGGGAACUCUCUGAAGGAAGAAUGGACAGCUUACAUCUGCAGAGAGAUCCUUAGGGGUCUGACCCAUUUGCAUCAGCAUAAAGUCAUCCAUCGUGACAUCAAAGGUCAGAACGUUUUGCUCACAGAAAAUGCGGAAGUCAAACUAGUUGAUUUUGGUGUAAGUGCACAGUUAGACCGCACUGUCGGUAGGAGGAAUACAUUUAUUGGCACGCCAUAUUGGAUGGCUCCAGAGGUCAUAGCCUGUGAUGAGAACCCAGACGCCACAUAUGACUUCAAGAGUGAUCUGUGGUCACUGGGAAUUACAGCUAUUGAAAUGGCAGAAGGAGCCCCUCCCCUGUGCGACAUGCAUCCCAUGCGUGCUCUCUUCCUCAUCCCUAGAAACCCAGCACCAAGACUCAAGUCCAAGAAAUGGUCAAAAAAGUUCCAGUCUUUCAUUGAGAGCUGUCUGGUGAAGAAUCACAAUCAGAGACCCAGCACUGAACAACUGAUCAAACAUCCCUUCAUCAAAGACAUGCCCAACGAGAGACAGGUCCGAAUUCAACUCAAAGAUCACAUCGACAGGACAAAGAAGAAGAGGGGGGAGAGAGAUGAGACGGAGUAUGAAUACAGUGGAAGUGAAGAAGAGGAGGAAGAGCGGGACAUUGGCGAGCCAAGCUCUAUCAUCAACAUCCCUGGAGAGUCGACCCUGAGGCGGGACUUCCUGCGUCUGCAGCUGGCCAAUAAGGAACGAUCGGAAGCUCUGAGAAGACAACAGCUGGAACAGCAGCAGAACGAGGAACACAAGCGCCAACUACUGGCGGAGAGGCAGAAACGCAUUGAGGAACAAAAAGAGCAAAGGAGAAGGCUGGAAGAGCAACAGCGACGGGAGAGAGAGCUCCGGAAACAACAGGAGAGAGAGCAGAGGAGGCGCUAUGAAGAGAUGGAACAGCUGCGGAGAGAGGAGGAGAGGAGGCAUGCAGAGAGGGAGCAGGAAUAUAAACGGAAGCAGUUGGAGGAACAGCGUCAGGCUGAGCGGUUACAGCGGCAGCUCCAACAGGAACGAGCUUACCUGGUUUCGCUGCAGCAAGAACCACGGCCUGUGGACAAAAAACAGCUCUACCACUACAAAGAGUCUGUCAACUCCAGUGACAAACCAGUCUGGGCCAAAGAGGUCAUGAAUAGAGCUCAGAGUAACUCUCCUCGAAUCCCUCCCAAGAAGCAACAUUCAUUUAACCACCCAGGAGAAAAACGAGUCAGCAACCACCCUGACCAAAGCCCGUCUUAUCAGCCCACCAGGCCCCCCUCAUACCCCGCUGCCUCGUCCUCCCACUCAAGAGAGAUGGAGCUGACAGAGGCUCAGCUCAGGAUAGUCAGUGGUCCUAACGUUCCUAAAGUCCGUGUGUCCUGUGAACCAGAUCCAUCCGAGCUGGCCCGAAUGGCCCAGCAGCUCCACGACCAAGAGUCCCGUAGCCGCAUACCUGGCCGCCCCAACAAAGGGGUUGACACAGAGAGAGACUUAAAUGUCUCAAAGGUCGAGGAACGUUCCAAGCUGAACCGUCAGAGCUCUCCGGCUCUUCAGCACAAAGUGGCCAACCGUAUUUCAGACCCCUCGCUGCCUCCCCGAUCAGAGUCCUUUAGCAGUGGAGGUAUUCAGCAGUCCCGGACACCUCCCAUGAUCCGCUCAGUUGAGCCUCAGAUGGCACACCUGGUCUCGGUGAAGUCCCACGGCUCCUCAAUGACAGGAUCCCAGUCGCUCCAUGACCAGUCCUCUCAGGGUGUCUCAGCCUUCCAGGAGGGUCUGUCACCCCACCGACCCCCAAUGCCCCGGCAGAACUCUGACCCCACGUCAGAAACCCCGGCCCCACCACCUCGCAUCACCAGCCGAGAAGACAAGUUUGACCGCAGUUCUUGGCUCAGACAGGAAGAUGACGUCCCUCCAAAGGUCCCCCAAAGGACCACCUCUAUAUCACCUGCACUGGUGAGGAAAAACUCCCCAGGGAAUGGGCCAGGUGGACUGGGUCCAAAGACUGGAGCACAUCUGAUCCGAGCCAGUAACCCAGAUCUUCGAAUUCCCAUGGAAUCUCUCCAGAGGACUAGUAGUGGGAGUUCCUCCAGUUCCAGUACACCCAGCUCUCAGGGUGGCUCCAGCGAGAGGAACCGGGUGGAAGGGUCCAGUAGGCCUGAGGGGUCUCCAGCAGUGUCCCAAGAAUCCAAGGCCAAAAUCCAGGAGGAGAACAGGGAGGUGACCAGACCCAGCCGACCAGCGGACCUCACUGCUCUGGCCAAAGAACUCCGAGAGCUGCGAACCAAUGAGGACACCAACCGGCCACCCAGAAAAGUGACCGAUUACUCAUCGUCCAGUGAGGAAUCGGAAAGUAGCGAGGAGGAGGACGGAGAAGGCGGGGCUCACGAUGGAACAGUACCUGUUAGUGAUAUUCCACGCAUCAUGCCUUCUGCUGGCCAGGGUGGCAAUGACUCAAUGGGAAACCAGGACGAUUCUCAUGACAAUGAUUCGUUUGACAAGAAUUCGCAAGACAACACCCUGAUGACAUUUGGGGAAAAAAAGCUUGGUCAUGCCGAGAACAAUGGUUUCCCCGGUAACUUCAAUCUGCCCGAUCUAGUGCAGCAAAGCCACUCCCCCUCGGCCACGCGCGGCGAGGGCCCUGGGCGGCACUCUAGUGGGCUGGACCCGGAUUCUUUGGCUGAAUUUGGGAUGGGGAGUGGAUCCAAAGCCUCCUUUACUCCAUUUGUGGACCCACGAGUGUAUCAGACCUCCCCCACAGAGGAUGAUGAGGACAGCUCCGCCUCAGCUCAUUUUACAGAUGAACUCCUGCGGCAAGAGCAGGAACAAGCUCGCCUGAAUGAGGCUCGGAAAAUUUCUGUCGUUAAUGUCAAUCCCACCAACAUCCGUCCCCACAGCGACACCCCGGAAAUCCGCAAGUACAAGAAGCGCUUCAACUCUGAGAUCCUGUGCGCGGCUCUCUGGGGAGUAAACCUGCUAGUAGGAACAGAGAAUGGACUGAUGUUGUUAGAUCGCAGUGGUCAGGGCAAAGUGUACAAUCUCAUCAACCGCAGACGCUUUCAGCAGAUGGACGUGCUGGAGGGUCUCAAUGUUCUGGUCACCAUAUCAGGUAAAAAGAAUAAACUGAGGGUCUAUUACCUGUCAUGGCUUAGAAACAGGAUACUUCACAAUGACCCUGAGGUAGAAAAAAAACAAGGAUGGAUUACGGUUGGUGACCUAGAAGGAUGCGUCCAUUAUAAAGUCGUCAAAUAUGAGAGGAUUAAGUUUUUGGUGAUUGCAUUGAAGAAUUCAGUGGAGAUCUAUGCCUGGGCUCCAAAACCCUACCACAAAUUCAUGGCUUUCAAGUCUUUCACAGAUCUUCAGCACAAGCCUCAACUUGUUGACCUUACAGUGGAAGAAGGGCAGAGGUUAAAGGUUAUCUAUGGCUCCACUGUUGGUUUUCACGUGAUAGAUGUCGACUCUGGGAAUCCAUACGAUAUCUACAUUCCGUCCCACAUUCAGGGCACUGUUAGCCCUCACGCCAUUGUGGUGCUUCCCAGGACCGACGGCAUGGAGAUGCUUCUGUGUUAUGAAGAUGAGGGAGUCUAUGUGAACACAUACGGCAGAAUCACUAAAGACGUGGUGCUCCAGUGGGGAGAGAUGCCCACCUCUGUUGCCUAUAUCCACUCCAACCAGAUCAUGGGCUGGGGAGAGAAAGCCAUUGAGAUCCGCUCCGUGGAAACGGGACACCUCGACGGAGUUUUCAUGCACAAACGAGCUCAGCGACUGAAGUUCCUUUCGGAGAGAAACGAUAAAGUGUUCUUUGCCUCUGUCAGAUCAGGGGGCAGCAGCCAAGUUUUCUUCAUGACCUUGAACAGAAAUUCCAUGAUGAAUUGGUAAUUCAUCCACAUCCUUCCCCUGCAUUGUGUCCAUGGACCUUUUCUACUUUAUUGAAAAGUGUGAAAAAUGGAAAGACAAGCAGAAAAUCCAGGUGCGUUGGAUAAACUUUGGACCAAGAUUUGCUGGGUCCUUUCAGAAGAGUAAAAGACAGAUCAAACCCAACUCCACAUCCAAAAUCUUUAAAAAGGGGUGCCGGAGAAGAACAACCAGUCUGCAUUAUUUUUUUAUGGCUCUUUCAUUCAUGUAUGUGGGGUUCAUGUUUUUGUCUUAACAAAUAGGUAUCUAGAUUUUUCUGGAGGUGAUUAUUGGAGGACAAAAAAAUAUGGGCAAUACGACCCACAAUUUAAACAAUUGAAUUGUACUGUUAAGACACUUUUGACACAAUAAUUGAUCGCCAUUGAGCUGGACGUCAGUAAACCUCCCUUCCAAGACUAUUCCAUUGAGGCUAGUUUGUGUGAUCAACUCCAUAUUUACAGCCCAAACACUUGUGGGACACAUUUCAUACAAACUUUGCUUUUAAAGUAAAUCUAUUUUAUGUUUCAGCUUGGAAUGCACACAAAUGUUUGUGUAAUGCCAUUAAUCGCACUAAUGUGUGGAUUUAACCAAUAUUUAAGACUUUUAUAGUACUUUUAUUAAUUAUCACAUUAGAUUGGAGCAGAGACACCUUGGGUUGAACACAGAAUGCCUUAAAGACGAAUUUGCAUUAAUUUUUUAGUCCAUAUAUGAAUGCUUAUGCAUAUUUAUGUAAGGAAAGGGAAAAUAUUGCUUUUCAAUGGACAUUUAUGCCUGCCGAUAUGGAUAAGAUAAAUAUAGAUCUGUUUUGAUCCUGAAUAUUCAUACUGUGCAUUCCUAGUUUUAUGUCAAAGCUCUGUUGUAUUUAGAUUGCUGUUGGUGUCUGUAGUUACUGUUCCAUGUGCUCAGGAAGAUGAUGCUGUAGACCUUUUCUCUUUUCCACCGAUUUCCAUUAGCCACUUUCAGCUUUUGAUAUUGAUGUUUCUCAGAAUGGGAACAUGAACUGUUGUGUGCAUUGUGGGCUAACGUUUUUACUGGUCCUAUGAGAACAUGAACUUCCACAUGGGCUGAAAAAAGUCAUCUUUGAUGUCAGAGUAAGGCUGGUCUGCAGGAACGACUCUAGAAAGCUUUGUAAACAUCACAUUGAAGGGAAACAGUCCAAGCACUUCAGCUGAUCCAUAAAUACUACAGAGCUUUGUUUUGAAACAUAAAGUACAUUAAAGGUGCUGUAAGUGAUUCCAGUCAUUUUGCUAACUUCUGCUAGACGUAGAUAGACAAAACACACCUUCCAAAGACAUGCCAGCGAACACGUACAGGUGAAAGACAGAGUGUGCUUUUAAUUAUGUAACUAUCUCUGACUGAUAAAGUUAUUACGAGGGAAAACACUAAACUUUUUGUGAGGGGAAAAUAAAUUUAUUUCAGGAAACAAAUUCCUUCCCUGUCCUCUAAGGGGACAUUUUCUGCAACGUAAUGCAUAUACAGCCCCUUUAAGAUUGCAUUGAGUCGCAGUGUAGUAAAAGUGUGCGUGAAUUGUGUAUGUGCAUAUGGGUGACUAAAUCAUGAAAUGUAGAGCUCUCCAUCAACAAUACAAAAAGUAGAGUUGUGUUACCAUGACAUACCAGCAAUCUCAAUUAGUUUUUCAUAUCAGGAGAAACAGACAUCCACUCAUCAUUGGGAUAAGAAUGUGCUGCAGUUUUGUAUAUUUACAUUUGAUUUCUCAUGACUAUCAGCAAAGUGCAAUAAAGGCCAAGGGAAUCGAGUGCUUUAGAUUUCUCCAUAAGAUAGGUCUAGGUCUCCAAACUGUUUUUAGAGGGAUUUUUCACAAUCACCCUCUGUAAAUAUCCACUUACUAUUUUGAAAAAAGAUUCCUGCCUCCCAAAUGAAUGCAUAGCAACUGAGGGUGUGACAGAAAUGUGAGAUGCUGUAUGUGGUUCUGUAUGAUCCUCUCUAAAGGCAUCACAGAUGUGUGAAUUAGAAGAUUUUGUGUGAAUCACAUGAAUUGGUGAACAAAGGCUGGUGUUUUGUGAGUAGAGCUUCCUUUUAGGCAACCUCAUUUCCGUACACCUGUCGGAUCAGUUCCGUUUUCUAUGUGGAUAAUGACUAUUGAUGCUGUCAAUGAAACCUCUUAAGUUACACGACAUAUAAGGCAAUAUUCAAGAUUGUUGUUUGAAGAGGCAAGGAUUUCUUCUCUUGGGGGCAUUAUGUCUUUUUGAAAUUCAACCAAUAAACCAGUGAUUUUAUAAUGAUCUUAAUAGCGAGUUUCAGUUAGCUCAGCUGGCUUUGAAUGUGUUCUAAUUAGUGUAAAAUGGCUAUUUUGUCAUUACGUGUAGACUUGAGGAGUGUAGAGCAUCAGAAACAUUCAGAAAAGGAAGCAUUUUUUUUAACAAGAAAAAUCAUGGUGCAAUGUAUUGUGCGAUUAACAGCCAAAUCAAGCCUACACUUCAUAUUAAUAGACUUGAAGUCUUUCCAAAUGACUUGGCAUUCUGUUAAAAAUAGUCGGGAUUGUUACAUAACAAGAAAUUCCUUGAUAUCAUUUCAUUUAUAUACUUUUAUAUGUUUCCAUUGCUGUCUUGCAAUGGCAAUAGUGUGUGAAAUUCACAACUGGGAUCUUUUAAGACUUCUUGUUUAAUUGUCCAUCAAACUGUGAACUGAGUGUGGAUGUGUGUGCAGGUUUGACGUCUGUCCUGCUACUUAUGUGGUCUUCCCAUCAAUUUUAUCAGCACAGAUGUCAACUGUGAGAUUGGUUGAUUUCUUCAUUCUCUCAUUCUCCACUUUCAAUGUGUGGAAUUUUAUUUGUUUUAUGUCUGCUUGACCUCAUUUUUUUCGAAACUGGACAUUAAUAUUGUAAGUACAUCCUUUAAGAUUCAGGCUGAGACAGUUGUUUUAUUUCUAUAUUUCUCUAAUUAGUUUGUGUAUUAAACUUUGAGAAUUAUAGCACAACCGAGUGUUCUGAAUAUUGGCUGUUAUUUUAAGGUUGAUCCAGUGUGUGAAUGUGUGGGUGGGUGUGUUUUCAAUAUUUUUUUUAACUUUAAGCUUGUAAAACCACCAAUUAAAGAAGUAAUACAGGCACAUUCACACUAAAAUGAGAAAUGAAGUUUUGGGUUUGCAGACCUUUUAGUAUUUGGAGCUAAAUCUGGGCAUUUGUUCACUUCAAAAUAUGUAUCCAUAAAGUUCAUAUUAAAUGUUAGGCUAUGAAACCUUUUUUGUUUUCUCCUCACAUAUAACUUCACAUGUAGCUUGGACUUUUACGAGAUGCUGAUCUCAUCUAAUCUGUGCCUAGUCCAUGUAAUUUAUUUAUUACAUGGUGUACUGUAAAUCCAAUAAACAACAAAAACACCAGAAUUCCUUCAUCCAACCCACAAAAGCGCUGAAUUUUCUAAACUGGAUAUUUGAUGGACAUCAACAAGUCCAUUUUUUACUUGAUGCUCUGAUUUAUUUUAUUUAUUAUUUUGUACAGUGCUGAAAUGCUGGUAUAUCAUUGUAUUUAGAAAGCAGUGUUGUUGCUGUUAUUUCAAAGGGAUUGUUUUUGUUAGUUGAAUUCUGGAUUAGUUUGUCUGAAAGAACUAUGAAAUCUAUAUCAUCAUGUCAGAGGUGCUUUGAGUGCUUCAUUUGACAAUUUUCACUUUUAAAUUUGUUUAAUUUAAGUAGAUUUUUUUUUAUUGGUUUAUUGAUUUUAUUAUUUUUAAUGUGAUCUUGUUCAGUGCUCUCUCUCCUUAUUAGAUACAUUUUCCCCUGCAUAUUGCAAAAAUUAUUUCAUAUUAUAAGGUUGUUUGAAAAUAGUGCACAUGUUGUUUUUACUAGGAGAAAAUUGUAUAUCAAAUGUGAUGGCAAAGUUGGUUGGUGGAUCAGUCAUAAAAUGGUAGAAAAACUAGCAAUAAUAAUGAUUACUGAUUCUGUUAUAUCUCAUGUUAGGCCUUUUCUAUUUUGGCUGAAUUAUGCAGCUCCACUUUUUGAACUUAUUUAAAUGGAGUUAAAAGAAAUGUGAAAUGGAUUAAUAGAAAUACUUCAGACUUUGAAAACCCAUCCAGCGUGGUCACUCGUCACCAGAAACAGACAUUUUAGGGGUUUUCUUUGCUUUUUUUUUUUUUAAUAAAUUGACAUCAA